GCUGAGCGAACGAGUGUUUGUGCAGUGGCGUGAAAGGGAUACACACUACGGUGCCGUAGAAAUGGCACAAAAAGUGAGCCGAAAAAUAUGAAAUUAAAAUGAUAAUACAACGCCCAGCACUACUAAUAAUACACACGCAUACAGAGACCAACGCGAGGAAUGCUGACAGUGGCAGUGGAGACAUUGCCAGUGAUUGUCGAUCUCCAAGGAUGUUACAGUGCGAGUGAAGUGGAUGCGAGUGGUAAAGUGUUGUAGUGUGUUGAUUCCCUGCCCACCAUCAGGAGCCACGUAUAUAUGUGUAUGUGUGUGAGUGUCUGAAUGUGUGAAGUUGAAAAAGUGUGUUAUUUUUUGUUGCGUUCCUCGACUCUUCUCAGAAAGUGAAGCGCAAAGUGUACUGAAGGCACAGAACGGGUGAAACAUACGGCUUCGUUUGUUCUUCAUUCGCUGUCUUCAGUGCUGACUGGUGCCGUUACGCAACCAGACAGCUUCCAGAACAUAGGGGGACAGAAAUCCCAAAGCACAUAAUCAUGUUUUUUAAUCUUCACACGUCCUUGCCGCCGUUACAAGGAUAUUAACGAAAAACGCUUCGUCGUGCGGUAUUGAUGCCGGGGCACAGAUGCACGAUCUUCUUAUUUCUUCGCACCAGCUAACCAGUGUCAUGCCGAUAUGAGAACGGCCAAAUUGAUGAGGAUUGGGAUUUGCACAUCGCCGGUGAGCGAGUAGUCAAGCCCAGAAGCACAGCUACAGUUUACAGGCAGCGAAAACAACAAACAAAGCAACGCCAAAAUAACAGAAACACUUCUCCUAUGGCUUCAUGUGCGGGGAUGAGCCCGACCGGCUUAACGUAAAGAAAAAAAAGGGUUUUGUUGCGCAACAACAAAGCGAACCGAACCGAAGCUUCAAGCUUUCGUUUCACACACACACAACAUCGCCGCUGUUUUCCGUUGCCCACCCAGCUGGGCGGUACUCGCACGUCAUAAAAAUUCUAAAUUAUGAUAAACGCUGUUUAUCCAUUGAGGAUAUCGACCAACUUGAAUUGCCUGUUUAGGACGUGGAUUAUUGUGCUGUACUUUUUGCAGGGCUGUCCUCAGCUUAAUACGGGAAUGGCGUCAUUGAUCGACCGCAGCGAUAUGAUACUUAGGACAGCAUUUUUCCUGCUCUCACCCCACACGCCGGACAAGAGUACAGCCGGUAGCAACACGAACGCGCUCGACAAACAACAAACCCAUGGACACCGGGGCGGCAGCCACACACCAGGCAAGGGUGACGGAGAAAGUGGUGAAUCCGGUCCCGGACUAUCGAACUACUUUGAGCAGGGCAGCGACAGCGAGGAACUGCUCAAGUACUACAAAAUGCCGAUGCAGUUCGGGACCGAGAACUACACGCUGGUGACGUCGCAGAUAGGCAGCACGGCACACGUCCCCUGCAGGAUCCAUCACAUCGGCGAGGGUGUGGUGUCUUGGAUCCGGCGAAAGGACUAUCAUCUACUCACCGUUGGCUUGACGACGUACAGCAGCGAUGAAAGAUUUAGUGCUACCCACCUGCAAAAUUCAGAGGACUGGACGCUGCAGAUAAAGUUCGUGCAGGAUCGUGACGCCGGCUUGUACGAAUGUCAGGUGUCGACACACCCACCUACGUCAAUAUUUUUAGAGCUGAAAGUGGUCGAGGCCCGGGCAGAAAUAGUUGGACCACAAGUGAAGUAUCUGACACCUGAUUCUACGCUGAAACUGAUAUGCCGGGUGGUGCAGAGCACGGAAGCCUCGGCAUUCAUUUUCUGGUACCACAACAACCGCAUGAUCAACUAUGACCUCGACCGGGGCAUCAACGUUUCCACCGAAGCCGAUUUCCACUACUCGGAGCUUACGAUAAGUCAGGCCAGCAAGGAGCACUCGGGAAAUUACACCUGCGUUCCAAGCAAUUCGCAGCCAGCGAGCGUGGUUGUACAUAUAUUCAAAGGUGAUAAUCCGGCGGCUAUGUAUCACGAGCAUCGCAGCUCAUCAACGAUACCGUACCGGGACCGUUUGGAAAUGUUGCGGUUAGUCGGGUUCCUCCUAAUGGUGUUGCUGUACGUACGCCACUGGCACCAGACCGGGCUUGCCACCGAGGAGAAGGAGGAAGAGAGCACGUCCCACCCGGUGGCACGGUGUGGACGGGCAGGAAAGUACCGUCUCCGCCCGUCAGUGCAUUGCGUUUCUACGUGUCGCGUAUCAGAAGACUUGACGCAUCAGCAGCAACAGCACGUGCAGCUUUACACCGACACCGACACCAACAACCACCAGCAGCAGCAGCAGCAGCCAGCAGCGUUGCAGCAUCACGCGGGAUGUCAUUUGAUCUCAUGUUUCUGAAUCGCUGGGGGUUUUUGAUGCAGAACGAGUUCGUUGCAACAGGGGAAAGGGGAACGCUUCGUCCGUGGUUUGGUGAUUACGAUUGCAUCAAAGUUAAAGCUGUGUGCAACGGCGUCUGCAUGGUUCUUGGCAGUAACGUUAUUCUUUAGAUUUUGUUACGAUAUUCUUGUACUGAUACGAUAUAAUUGAUACUUUUACCUUAACAUUGCUUUAAAAUAUUUGAAAGUUGUUUUAAUUUCAUUGUUUUUGUUUUAACUUAUUACAUCCGUGUUUAUAUAUUUUGCACAUUACUAUUCGGUACUUAUUGAUGCACUAUUUUUUCUUAUAUUUAAUCCUAAUAAUGCUUUCUAGCUAUCGUGUGUGGAAAGUUGUUUUUUUAUUACUAGAAAAAUAAUAUUAUAGGAUAAAACAAUGGUGUUACAUGUCACGUUUAAUAAAACGAUAUUUUUGAAUAAGUCUUCGAAACCAGCUAUGCAUUUUUUU
Messenger RNA from Anopheles coluzzii, 2828 nucleotides. RefSeq lists its product as uncharacterized. Gene Ontology annotation, biological process: synapse organization. Bases 993 to 2345 code for a protein of 450 amino acids. Gene Ontology annotation, cellular component: neuron projection membrane. The record is from RefSeq and is a predicted model, not a curated record. The transcript is spliced from 7 exons. Lineage: Eukaryota; Metazoa; Arthropoda; Insecta; Diptera; Culicidae.